Glycine soja is the source of this 1783-nucleotide messenger RNA. Its product is annotated as probable ADP-ribosylation factor GTPase-activating protein AGD11. Gene Ontology annotation, molecular function: phospholipid binding; GTPase activator activity. The record is from RefSeq and is a predicted model, not a curated record. The transcript has 9 exons. Lineage: Eukaryota; Viridiplantae; Streptophyta; Magnoliopsida; Fabales; Fabaceae. Bases 265 to 1371 code for a protein of 368 amino acids.
UGCCACUUCCAAAAACCAUCACAUUUUGCUUGUCAAAUGAAUUUCCAAGUUUCUUUAUUUUCUUAUUCAAUGCAUAUUUCCGAAAGUUUCAAGCUUUCACCUUCAUUGGUUGACAAAAACCAAAUUUCUCAAAGACCUUUUUGAAUAUUUCCAGACUCGGAGAAGCAACUGGCAUAUAUGGCUGGUCACAGAUUGUAGCACCAUAUUUUCCUUUGGGUUUCAAAUAUUGGAGGCCCUUUGGGUUCUAAAUAUUGGAGGCCAGAUAUGUCUAUACAACAUGAAAAUUCUGAGACAAAAAACGUAAUAUGUCCACAAAAAAGACUAGAAAAUCUUAUGCAUCAUGCUGGAAACAAGUUCUGCGCUGAUUGUGGAACAACAGAGCCAAGAUGGGUGUCUUCAAGUUUUGGAGUAUUUAUAUGCAUCAAGUGUUCUGGCAUACAUAGAAGUCUAGGAGUCCACAUAUCAAAGGUUCUAUCACUGAAGCUAGAUGAAUGGACGGACGAACAAGUUGAUGCAUUAGCAAAGUUGGGUGGAAAUACAUUAUUAAAUAAGAAGUACGAAGCUUGCCUCCCAAGUAACAUAAGAAAACCAAAACCACAUUCAUCCAUUGAGGAGCGCUCUGAAUUUAUUCGGAGAAAAUAUGAGAUGCAACAAUUUAUCGGGUAUGAUGACGGUUUAUCAUGCCCCAUUGUCCCAUCUCAAGGAAGAAGCAUAUCACUUGCUCUUGCUCAAAGUAGCACUUCAUACUACAAUUCUUUUAUGGACAACAAACCAUCUGAAAAACACCAAAGCAAACAUCGUAUUGGAAACACAUUCCGAAACAGCUGGGGAAGAAAAGAUUCUGAGCACAAGUCUGCAAAGAAAAGUACCUCUUUGGCAGGUAUGGUUGAAUUUGUUGGGUUGAUUAAGGUUAAUGUGGUUAAAGGCACUCACCUAGCCAUUCGAGAUGUAAUGACUAGUGACCCUUAUGUCAUCCUUUCUUUGGGUCACCAAUCAGUAAAAACACGUGUCAUAAAGAGCAAUUUGAAUCCGGUCUGGAAUGAAAGCCUAAUGCUAUCAAUUCCAGAGAACAUUCCUCCUCUAAAAGUGCUUGUGUAUGACAAAGAUACAUUUUCAACUGAUGAUUUUAUGGGGGAGGCUGGAAUAGACAUUCAACCUCUAGUUAUUGCCGCAAAGGCCUACGAGAAAUUGAAUAUCAAUGAGUCCAUGCAGCUUGGAAAAUUUGUAGCAAGCAAGGACAACACCCUUGUUAGGGAUGGUAUCAUAUCUCUUGAUGAAGGGAAGAUCAAACAGGAAAUCUCAUUGAGGCUACAGAAUAUUGAGAGGGGUGAGCUGGAGCUUGAGCUUGAGUGUGUUCCCCUUACUCAAUAGUUGGAUAGAUGUUAAGGAUCAGAACUUAGCUAAAACCACAUUUUGGAGCACAAAUCAUAAGAAUUUGUAUGUGUAGAUAGUCCUAUCUCAUUCUCUCUUGUACAUUAUUCCAUGACUUGAUGGGAUUACUUCACUAUCCAAGUUCCUAACUAUUUUCAUGCGUACUAGUAUCUUAAGAAUCUCAUGGUGAAUAAUAUCCUAAGAAUUUGGUCUUUAAUCGAGUCCAAUGAUGUCGUGUGAUCCUUUGUUGAAUGUGUAUCAACACUUGUCUAUUAGAUUGUUAUUCUCUACUAAUUGUUUGACCAAGUCUUUAGGAUUAGUUGUUUUAUUUUCUAUUACUUAGUAGUUGUUAUGUUAGUGGUUUGUUAUUAUUAUGUUAGUGGUUAGUUAUUAUUUAGAAAGUCAGCUAUUA